Messenger RNA from Daphnia carinata, 1610 nucleotides. RefSeq names its product NADH dehydrogenase [ubiquinone] flavoprotein 1, mitochondrial-like (gene ND-51). The transcript is spliced from 8 exons. Gene Ontology annotation, biological process: mitochondrial electron transport, NADH to ubiquinone. The record is from RefSeq and is a predicted model, not a curated record. Bases 17 to 1432 code for a protein of 471 amino acids. Gene Ontology annotation, molecular function: NAD binding; FMN binding; NADH dehydrogenase (ubiquinone) activity. NCBI's taxonomy places the organism in Eukaryota, Metazoa, Arthropoda, Branchiopoda, Diplostraca, Daphniidae.
UGAAUUUUUUUUCGUCAUGGCUUUAACAAAGUUGAACCUGUUUACGAGACCAAAUCUAAGUGUGCAGUCAUUGAGUGUUGUUUCAACUCGAUACAAUACUACCACUACUGCCCCUCCUGCUAAGACAAAAUUUGGGCCACUUAAAGAUGAAGACCGUAUCUUCACCAACCUCUAUGGUCGCCAUGAUUGGAGAUUGCAAGGAGCCCUGAAAAGAGGCGACUGGUACAAAACGAAAGAAAUCUUAUUGAAAGGAGUUGAUUGGAUUCUGAAUGAAGUGAAGAAAUCUGGUCUUCGUGGACGUGGAGGAGCCGGAUUUCCUAGUGGCAUGAAAUGGAGUUUCAUGAACAAACCUUCUGACGGUCGACCCCGAUACCUUGUUGUCAACGCUGAUGAAGGCGAGCCAGGAACGUGCAAAGAUCGUGAGAUUAUGCGUCACGAUCCUCACAAGCUUAUCGAAGGAUGCCUCAUCGCCGGUCGGGCCAUGGGAGCCCGCGCUGCCUACAUUUACAUUCGUGGCGAGUUUUACAAUGAAGGAACUAAUGUACAGGUCGCAAUCCAUGAGGCCUAUAAGCAAGGAUUAAUUGGCAAAAAUGCUUGCGGAUCUGGUUAUGAUUUUGAUGUCUUUGUUCAUCGUGGUGCAGGUGCUUACAUUUGUGGUGAAGAGACUGCUUUGAUUGAAUCUUUGGAAGGCAAGCAAGGUAAACCCCGCCUGAAGCCUCCUUUCCCAGCUGACAUUGGUGUCUUUGGCUGUCCGACAACCGUCGCCAAUGUAGAGACUGUUGCAGUAGCCCCGACGAUUUGUCGGCGUGGUGGCGAUUGGUUCGUGGGUUUCGGUCGACCCAGAAACUCCGGUACGAAGCUUUUCAACAUCUCGGGUCAUGUCAACAACCCGUGCACCGUUGAAGAAGAAAUGUCCAUCCCAUUAAAGGAAUUGAUCGAACGCCACGCUCGUGGUGUGAUUGGUGGAUGGGACAACUUGUUGGCCGUAAUCCCCGGAGGUAGCUCCACACCCAUGAUCCCCCGCAAAGUUUGCGAUGAUGUGUUGAUGGAUUUCGACGCCCUGGUAGCAGCGCAAACCGGUUUAGGUACGGCCGCCUUGAUUGUGAUGAACAAGCAGACUGAUGUCGUUCGAGCCAUUGCCCGUCUCAUUGAAUUUUACAAGCAUGAAUCGUGUGGUCAGUGCACACCUUGCCGCGAAGGCACUGGAUGGAUGAAUAAGAUUAUGUAUCGCUUCGUUGAGGGUAACGCCAAACCAGAAGAAAUCGAUAUGCUAUGGGAGCUAAGCAAGCAAAUUGAAGGCCAUACAAUUUGUGCUUUGGGAGACGGUGCUGCUUGGCCCGUUCAAGGUCUCAUCCGGCACUUCCGCCCCGAAAUCGAAGCUCGAAUGAAGAAUUUUGCCGAACGUCAGCAGUGUCAAAAGGUUGCUGCUUGAAAAAUUGUAAAAAUAAAUGGGAGAAAAGUAGAAGCUGUUUUAGAAACCAUAGGUUCAUAUGAACCUAGUGAAUGUCAGCCAUGGUUCAACCACAUAAGAAUGUCUUGAUUGAAGAAAACUAUCAUCAAUGUUAAUGUCAAUUUAGGACAGAUACAAUAUAAUUAAAGGAACUACCUGA